AUGGCUUUAGCUUUGCAGAGUGAUGUCGAUGCCGAGCUAGGCAUCCCUGAUCAUGAUCAUGAGGCACACCAGCCUGUCGUCCAGACACCACCAAAGAAGCAGCGUAAAAACGCGGGGCAAAGGAAGAGUGGCAAGAAGACCAAGGAGCCCAAGCAAGGCUUCGUGCAGUGCAGCGAGUGCGGGAAAAGCCUGCCAAGUGCGGACUUCUGGGAGGACCAGAACCGCUGCAAGUCGUGCUUUAACAACUCUCGCUCCCUCCUCCGCAUAGCAAAGAAUCAAGGAUGCAAAGUCGCUGUGCAGAAGUUGAAGAGUGAGCAGCCUCAGGCCUUUCAGGCGUUGAACAAAGCCUAUGGCCAGCAUCGUCUGCAGCAGGAGAAGACCGGCAAGAAGGUGAAGUUCGCAGUGACCUCGUUCAUCGUGGACUGGCAGAAACGUCAGGGGUUCAAGGGCUCCGCGACGGGAGAAAUGAUGUGGGAACGGGAGUUCUACGAGUUUGCCGCCGGUGCCAAAAUGGGAUUUUUGACAUCCGAAGAAUCGAAAGCCAUGUGGGAGCAGAUGAAAGCCGAAGCAGCCCGCGGCGAGCGAGCAUCUGAUGAGCGGGGACCCCGAGGCUUCCUGCGGCUCUACGUCCACACGAAAGAUGUCGGCGAGAGGUAUGCUGAUGUCAGCCAAGGCAGACGAUACGAGAUGCAGGAGACCCUGAAGAAGGCCAGCGAGGAUCAGAUUGCGGCCCGUCGCCAGCUGGUGUUCGAUGAUGCUGCGAUGGAGGCCGAAGGUCCCCUCGAGGCCUUCGAGAGCAUCAGGAAUGCGGCAGAGACGGGUGGCAGUGGCUUUGGCUCCGCCAUAGGCUUGGUGGCACCAGAUCUUCACGACAUGGUGCAGGAUGCCAAGGAGAAGAUGUCGCGACGUGGUGGCCGUGGGAAGGCCAAGGCCUUGCCUCCGGCCUCGGCCAAAGACAAGGCCAAGGCUGCCAAGGCUGCUUCGAAAGAUGGCAGCGGCAAGGAAAGUGACUCUGAGUCUUCGGAGGGCAAGGCACGCGGAGGCGCUGGUGGCAGCGGCGGCAGCGAGGCAUCCGAUGAUGAAGAGCCAGCUGAGCCAACUUCGGCAGGGACUGCGACAGAUGGAGGCAAGAGCGAGACCGUGACCCGGAAGGACAGCGGCAAGUGGUAUGAUGCUGACACCAAGAACUUGAGGGCUGAGAAGGACUUCAAUCGUGGUGUGCAAACACUCAAGGAGAACAUGGACAGCCAGAUGGAAUCUAUGGCUGCUGUGGUGGUUGAGUUUCGUGCCAAACCUGAGGAUGCCAAGGCGUUCCAAGAUGAGCUUGCCGUGGUCUUGCGAAGACAAGAGUGGCUGCAGGCAGUCAAAGAUGACGACGAGACAAAGCUCCAGGAUCUGUUAGCCCAGGCUCUUCAAGAUGACGAUGCCACCGGCAGCGUGGCAGGCUCCGGCCCUCGUUGCCAGUCCCGUGAUCAGGCAAGCUUGGCUCGUGCAGGGCCGUGUGCAGGCUUUGAAAAACUGACAGUGCUGCGAGUCUUCUCCGAUCUCGCCUCGAACUUCCGGACCUGCAGCAGCACAGCAGAUCUCAAGGCCGCGAACGAGGCCGCGACUGCACCUAGGAAGCUGUUCAACACAUUGCUUGCAUCCUGCAAAGCAGCUGUCGCUGAACUCCGGUCCUCCAAGCAGCGGGCAGUGAGUGCAGCGGAAACGCUUCGCAGAAAACGAGCCAAGGAGGCUGAGACUGAGGCCAAGAAGGUCGGCAAGAAGCGUCGGGCCAACAGCGAUGGAAAGGGCCACGUUGCCAGCCAUGCCGUUUUCCAGCUGGAUGCAAGCGAUUGCGUGGCCAUGACCAUGGCCACGGCUUGGGAUAAGGAAUGGCUCUUGGAGACAGCAGAGCCCUUCGUCAUCACUGGGGCCGACUUGGAGAACAUCGAUGGAGACGGCGGCGCUCUGGAAGGUUUCUUGAAAGACUUUGCCAAGGCUUUCAAUGAGAGCUCCUUGAAGGUGACCGAAGGCCGCGCUUCGCAGCCCAUUGAUGCCCAGCUUGCGAAGCGGCUUCAGGAGAAGUUGGACAAGAUGGUGCAUCCAGAGAUCACAGGUAAACCUGUGAGUGCCGCCAGCUUGCCUGGGGAGAAUCCAGUGCUGGCAAAGGCAUUGGGUGUGCAGGCCUUCGGGCUCGCAGCGGGACAUCUGUCCAUUGCAAAAUCCGAAAACAAUCAGUUCUCUUGCCUGCGAUGGGCAAAGCAGGGGACCAGGGAGGUUGCGAUGCUGAACUUCUCAGAUGUGAUGUCCUUCCUUGAGAAGCGACAGCACGGCAAGGACGAUGCGAUGACGGUGUCCUUCGGAAACAUCCUCUCUUGGGCUACUUCGGCAACUUUGCAGGAUCUGAAGAAUCUGAUUCAGGCCCACCCGCAUGCAGUUGUACGUGGAACAGUCGGCCCCAAAGACCUCUUGUACACCCCAGCAGCAGCCAUAACUUUCCACCGUGUGCUCAACGAUUGUGACUCACUUGGAUUUCGCAUGCCUUUGCUCAGUUCGAUCGAUGCAAUGGUUUUGCCAAGGGUUCUUGAGAGCUUCAAGAUGCAGCCGGGGGUUUCGAUUCCCGCCGCCUUGGCUGCUGCGUGUGAUUUCAUGAAGAAGAGCUCGGAUGCUUUCGUGAUGAAGCACCAGGUCGCGAAGCCGGACCCGGUGCCGGUGCCGCCUGCCCCUGCUGAGGCUCAUGCUCUCCAGGAUUCCGAUGAUCCCACAAAAGCUGGGGAUGCAGCUGAGGUGCUCGAGGCUGCAAAGGCCAAGGCAGAGGCAGAGGUUGCAAAGCAGCCUGAAUCUGAUCAGCAUUCGAAGGAAGCGACUCUGUCGCCUUCGAAGAGGCUUCGGCUUAGCUGA
This is a messenger RNA of Symbiodinium necroappetens, 2883 nucleotides long. The record is from the annotation of a GenBank genome assembly. NCBI's taxonomy places the organism in Eukaryota, Dinophyceae, Suessiales, Symbiodiniaceae.